This is a messenger RNA of Paramecium tetraurelia, 1123 nucleotides long. RefSeq lists its product as uncharacterized. Lineage: Eukaryota; Ciliophora; Oligohymenophorea; Peniculida; Parameciidae. The record is from RefSeq and is a predicted model, not a curated record. The transcript is spliced from 5 exons.
AUGAAAAUUUUCAUCGCAUUGUCUCUCUUGUAUUUGACAUUGGCUAACUAAGGAAUAUUGUCAGCUUUUGGUGAUCAAGUACAUCCAUUCUAAUAAGUGAUUGUUGCAUUGUCAGAAGUGGCAUCUAAAGACUUUAAUUUCCAAUAAUUGUUUGUUGCUUUAGAUGAAUUGGCUGAAUCAUUUAAGGCUAGAAAGAAUGAAGAAAAUGCAUUUUACGAACAAGAAUAUUAAUAAUAUUAAGCAGAUGUACAAUACUACUAAAAUUAAAUUACAGACUUUAAGAACAAGAUAGCUUAAUUAGAAGUUGAUGUCAAGGAUUUGAGUGAUGAAAGAGCAAGAUUGUAAUAAUUGUUGACUGAAGCCAAAUAAGAUCUUUAUGAUGCUACUAAAUUGUUUAACGCAAAAGAAGCAUAAAUCAACUCAGAUAAGUCUAUAUUCACUAGAUAGUUCAAUGAAUAUGCAGAUACAAUUGCAGUUUUAGAUUAGGCUAUUGCAUUAUUAAAGGAAGUCAAAGAUGAGACAUCCUUAUUACAAAAAUCAGAGAACAUCAAAGAGAUUUCAUCAAAGAUGCACACUCAUCUCAAAUAGCUCUCCUCCAAGAGAGUCUUUUAUUAACCAUUGGUAAAGGCACUCACUUAAAUUGCAUAAAAUAACUAUGUAGAUUAAGAGAACCUCAACAAAGUUAUCAAUUACAUGAAUUAAUUAAGACAAUCUUUAAUUGAUGGAUAGACUUCUUUAUAAAAUCAAUUUGAUGCUCAAUCCAAAUUGUAAUAGGAUAUUUUAUCAGAAAUCCAAGCAAAAAUAACUGGAAUCAGAGAUGUCCUUAUUCCCUUAUUACAAACAGAAAUCGAAACCAAAGAUGGUGAAAUUAAAGCACUUAAUGCAAUUCUUAAUGACGCAAGAAUUAAUUUAACUGAAGCUGAAGACAACCUCACUUCAACCUAAAAUAGAUGGAUUGAGAGAACUGCUUCACAUAACUCUUUAAUACAAUAAUACGAUAAUGAAUUAUUAGCCAUUAAGGAUGCUGAGAAUGCCUUAAAAAAAGGAGGUAUAUUUAGAUAAUGAAAAACAGAAUUAUUGCCUACAUACACACAUAUAUUUAUUAAAAUAAAUUUCGUUAAAA